AGUAAUUUCAACUUCAGUUCAGGUCUAUCAACCCACCUUGUCCUCUCAUAAAUCCAAAGGUGUCAAGAAUAAUCAACCGAGUCAUCACUUAAACAACAGAAAAAAUGAUUAAACCACAGACAACUCUACUAUUUUUACUUCCUAUAUCUGCGUCUCUGGUGGCUAGUUUUCAACAAGGCCUGCCUUCUAAGGGAACUGCUCAGGUACCACUACGCUAUAUCGAGUGGGAGCAAGUUAUUGAAGACGGAUCUAUGGUCUACAAGGCGACGUCCGACAGACCGUUGGAAUGUUGCCCCUGUAGACCAGUAGGUUCUGGGCAAGGAGUUUCUGGACAGGACUUUCAGUACUGGGAUGGUAAAGGGCCGGGUGGAAGAGGUUCUGGACAAAGAGGGUCUGGACAAGGUGACCAGUUUUGGGAUGGUAAAGGACCAGGAGGAAGAGGUUCUGGUCUAGGAGGUUCUGGACAAGGCGACCAGUUCUGGGAUGGUAAAGGACCGGGUGGAAGAGGUUCUGGUCUAGGAGGUUCUGGACAAGGCGACCAGUUCUGGGAUGGUAAAGGACCGGGAGGAAGAGGUUCUGGUCUAGGAGGUUCUGGACAAGGCGACCAGUUCUGGGAUGGUAAAGGACCGGGUGGAAGAGGUUCUGGUCUAGGAGGUUCUGGACAAGGCGACCAGUUCUGGGAUGGUAAAGGACCGGGAGGAAGAGGUUCUGGUCUAGGAGGUUCUGGACAAGGCGACCAGUUCUGGGAUGGUAAAGGACCGGGAGGAAGAGGUUCUGGUCUAGGAGGUUCUGGACAAGGCGACCAGUUCUGGGAUGGUAAAGGACCAGGAGGAAGAGGUUCUGGACUAGGAGGUUCUGGACAAGGCGACCAGUUCUGGGAUGGCAAAGGACCGGGUGGAAGAGGUUCUGGAUUAGGAGGUUCUGGACAAGGUGAUCAGUUCUGGGAUGGCAAAGGACCGGGUGGAAGAGGUUCUGGAUUAGGAGGUUCUGGACAAGGUGAUCAGUUCUGGGAUGGUAAGGGACCGGGUGGAAGAGGUUCUGGACAAGGCGAUCAGUUCUGGGAUGGUAAAGGACCGGGUGGAAGAGGUUCUGGACUAGGAGGUUCUGGACAAGGCGAUCAGUUCUGGGAUGGUAAAGGCCCCAGUUCCAAGGGCCAGCAAGGUGGGACUAAAUGGCCAGGAAACCGUGCUUGCCCUGACUGGUGUUAUUAG
Molecule: messenger RNA, 1211 nt
Organism: Talaromyces proteolyticus
Lineage: Eukaryota; Fungi; Ascomycota; Eurotiomycetes; Eurotiales; Trichocomaceae
Exons: 1
Coding region: 105-1211 (368 amino acids)
Source: RefSeq, a predicted model, not a curated record